Messenger RNA from Enhydra lutris kenyoni (northern sea otter), 1866 nucleotides. Its product is annotated as proline rich and Gla domain 4. The transcript has 5 exons. Gene Ontology annotation, molecular function: calcium ion binding. NCBI's taxonomy places the organism in Eukaryota, Metazoa, Chordata, Mammalia, Carnivora, Mustelidae. The record is from RefSeq and is a predicted model, not a curated record. Gene Ontology annotation, cellular component: extracellular region. The coding region runs from base 20 to 703 and encodes 227 amino acids.
GUUUGACAGUUACCAGACUAUGUUUGCACUUCUGGUUCUACUCAGCCAACUGCCCGUAGUUACCCUCGCGUUUCCUCAUUGCACAAGGAGUCCGAAGGAGUCCGGGCAUGCUGGAGAAGAAGUCUUCACAGCAAAAGAAGCAGCAAAUCUUUUCAUACAUAGACGCCUGCUGUAUAAUAGAUUUGAUUUGGAGCUCUUCACGCCCGGUGACCUAGAAAGAGAAUGCAUAGAAGAACUUUGUAAUUAUGAAGAAGCUAGAGAAAUUUUUGUGGAUGAAGAUAAAACGACAGCAUUCUGGAAAGAAUAUUCUGUCAAAGGACCAACCACAAAAUCAGAUGCUAACAGAGAGAAAGUUGAUGUCAUGGGCCUUCUGACUGGAUUAAUUGCUGCUGGAGUGUUUUUGGUUAUUUUUGGUUUACUUGGUUACUAUCUUUGUAUCACCAAGUGUAACAGACAACAAUAUCCCAGUUCUUCAGCCGCCUACGUAAGAACGGGCAGGCACACUCCCUCCAUCAUUUUCAGAAGACCCGAGGAGGCUGCCUUGACUCUGUCACCCCCCGCAAUGGAGGACACAGGAUUACCUUCUUAUGAACAGGCAGUGGCACUGACCAGAAAACACAAUGUUUCCCCGCCACCACCAUAUCCUGGGCCAACAAGAGGGUUUCAAGUAUUUAAAAAGUCUAUGUCGCUCCCAUCUCACUAAGCCCGCCAUGGUAGUGUAGGAGAUUCCUGCUAUUUGAAUGGUUCGUUUUCCCUGGACCAGAGACAUGAAGAGACUUCAGCCCUUAAUGACAAACUGCAAGGAGCGAAGGAAGAAUAAAGCACCUGUGUAGAAUGCCACGGCAGUUCUGUUGGCGUCUCGGACCUGAACUUGAUCAUUAUCAGCUCGAUAAGAAUCUUAUCAUUACCAGUUUGAUAAGAAACUCGGACUCCAUCUCCUUGCAGUAAAGAAGAGAGCACUUUUGUUGUUUACUUUCAUGAUUCAGAAAGUCUGUGUUAGGGAUGUCAUCGCUAGAACUCGUGAGCUAUCUUUUGUACAGAUAAAGGUUGUAGAUUUCUUGUGUUGACUAUAAAAAAAAAAAGAAUUUCCGAUCAUUAGAUUAUCUGAAGCCAGAAUAUUGGACCUACUCUUUAUUAGGAUUUCUUUUCGGUUGGAAAUACGUCAUAAAACCAGACACUUCGAUUCAAACUGGUGGCCUCCAUAUAGUCACUUCGUUUCGCAUUUUAAAUUAUUGCAUAGCGUUCACCAUUUUGUGUAGGUUUCAGUUGUUAACAGUUGCUGCUAGUCAUGUUUUUUUAUGGGAGUGCAUUAAAAAGUCACUUGCUAGGGAGUUAGUUCUUCAGAGGGUACAGAGUUACAAUGACAAGGAUUUGCAAAGGUUGUUAUACUAUCAAAUCUAUAGGCUUCAAAUCUAGGAGUCACUAGAACUUGUUAAAACUGCCCAUGCUACUGACGGGUAUGAAUGUCCAUUUUCAUGGCUAAAUUAUCUGUAUAUAACUACAUAUAAUUAUUUAUCUUGAAAGUGUGUUGAAGUUAAUAAAUAAUAGUUCAAGAACCUAGAAAAAUUAAUUUACUCAUCUGCUAUUAAAAUAAUACUGACUAAAGUUUCCAGUAACCCCUUGUACCUCUUAAUGUCUGGACCUAAAACCCCGUAAGUAAUCAUUUCAACCUAAACUGUCUCUUCUAAUUGUAUAUAUGACCAGUCUUCCUUAAGAAUGUAGUAGAAUAUAAGCUAUAAACUUCUGGAGUGAGUGUGUUUGCACACAUUUAUGUGAGUGGAUGUGGAUGUAGAUGUGAAUUGUUUUCUCUUUGCAGGAACUCAAAUAUAUACUAUACUCCUGAGAAAUAAAAUGGAAUAUUCUGUU